Molecule: messenger RNA, 708 nt
Organism: Cynoglossus semilaevis (tongue sole)
Lineage: Eukaryota; Metazoa; Chordata; Actinopteri; Pleuronectiformes; Cynoglossidae
Product: small nuclear ribonucleoprotein Sm D3
Exons: 4
Coding region: 172-555 (127 amino acids)
Biological process (GO): spliceosomal snRNP assembly; RNA processing
Cellular component (GO): spliceosomal complex
Molecular function (GO): RNA binding
Source: RefSeq, a predicted model, not a curated record
CCCACAAUUCAGUUCGUGUACCGGAAACACUUGCUUUAUCGUCGCGGCAUUGUGGGAAGGCGGAAAAGGCUCGAAAAAAGGACGCUGAAGCGACGUGCGCACGUUGCAGAGUAAAGAAUAAAGCGGCUCAGAACACAGUCUUCUGCACAAGUUCCAGGAAUACAAGUAAAAAUGUCCAUCGGUGUACCAAUCAAAGUUCUGCAUGAAGCAGAGGGUCAUAUCGUGACAUGUGAAACCAACACUGGAGAGGUGUACAGGGGUAAGCUGAUUGAAGCUGAGGACAACAUGAACUGCCAGAUGUCCAAUAUCACAGUCACAUACCGUGAUGGCCGGGUGGCACAACUGGAGCAAGUUUAUAUUCGUGGCAGCAAGAUUCGCUUCCUCAUCUUACCUGACAUGUUAAAGAACGCCCCUAUGUUAAAGAGUAUGAAAAACAAGAACCAGGGAUCUGGUGCAGGAAGGGGCAAAGCUGCCAUUCUCAAGGCACAAGUGGCAGCCAGAGGCAGAGGCCGUGGUGGAAUGGGAAGAGGAAACAUCUUCCAGAAGAGGCGAUAACUGCCACAUCUGUGUUAUAAGUGUUGCUUUGUAUAGUCUUGACUUUUUAUUUUUGACCUUUUGGAUUCGAUAACUGGGAUGUCUUCAGUUUAGUGCUUUGCAAUUUACUGCUUUGAUUUCAUUUUUUAUGAAAAUAAACAUAUUUCCAUUCCA